UCAACUUGUACACGCGCUCGCGUCACUGACACGGUCAGCUGAUAUUACACACUGACCAUUAUACCACGUGGACGGAUAGACAAAGUGCCAAAGUGUCCGAGGGAUAAAUACUGGGAUGUGAGGUACAGCGACAGAACGAUGAUUUCAUCAACACAACUCAUAUAUAUUAAACAGUGAUAACAACAUGCAGCCUGUCAAUAUGAGAGGAUCACCGCCAGAUGUCAUCCCAACCAGACUUCCGUAUCCGCACCAACAACUACUUACUUUCGCCGGAAAUGACAUCAGAAGUUAUAUAAACAACACAGAUCGUCGCGAGGACAGCUCUAUUGUUUUGGCGGGAACGUCCCACAGCUACACUAAUCAAGGAAAUCACACACCGGUAUCGACAAUCAGAGAGGAGGAUUACUCACCCCCGACUCCACCACGAACGCCCAACCAUUCAUCGUCAGCUAUAUACCAACAGCUCCAACGCCCUCUACCGAACGCCCUUGAGGAUACCCCUAUGCGGUUUUCUCCGUUGACAGUUAAGACUGACUUGCAGGCACCUGAUGGUCAGCCUGCGACCCCAACAACGUCCUGUGUGCACUCUGACCCCUGUUCUCUGACGUCGCCGCGACACACCAAGUUCCAUGACGACAUGAACAGCUUACUGCAAACUAAGCACGCCAUGGAGCGGUUCUUGUACGAGACAAUGGAGCGCCACAGAAUCCUUAACUCGGUAUCCACGGGCUACGGUGACGCUAGCCUGAAACCUUUUCCACUGAAAGAUCCUCCCAAACCAAAGUCUAAAUUCAAGCGUCAAAUCUCUACAGAGUCUAACGACCCUAGCGACAUCAAGGUUGGGAUGAAGAGUCCAAUAAAACGGCUCCAGGCGUCAGCUUACGACGAGCCCGACUACACGGGUAUGACUGGCAUUCAGUCCAGGAACAAGCCCAACGCAUCCUCUCAAGGAGGCCAGACGGCCGAAACCAGUGAUCGUAGGAAGGAGGAGUCGGCUAACCAGCAUCCAUACGCAAUGAAUGUCAAAUGGAUAUACAGCGAGACAGACCCGUCGCCUAAAAAAGAAGAAGAUUUCACCGAGAUAUCGGUGGCUGAUGAAAUCUCUAAAUGUGACGGGGAAGGUGUCGAGCGUCCAGAUCAAAGUAUUGGUCAGAGUAGCCAUGACACUGUACGUCAGACUAUUAUAGGAGAUACUGUAGGUCGCGUCCCGACCACAGCUUGUCUCCGCAGAGCAGACGACAGUGGAUUUACUCGUAACAAUGAAGUGGAUAAGGUUAGCAAUGACUAUACCAAGUAUCGGGCGGAGGGCGGUACGGUUAGAACAUCGAAAGAGUUAAGUAAUGAACAGGAACGCCUCAGCAUUUCAGCAAGUCCAAGGAAGUCGUCCGAGGUGAGCACGAGUCGAGUCUAUGAUCCAAGUAUGAGUAUAAGAAGUAAUGACAUUAAUGGCGGAUACUCGUCGGACAUGAACUCGUCCGAUACAGUAAGACUUGUAGACUACAGCAAACAGAAGCUCGGUGAAGAUCUACACAUGAUGAUGUCGAGUCUACGGAACCGUGACGGACGCACGACUGGUACGGCCACAACGGAGAUGUCGCACGUGACACCGAAGGGAUUCGUCUUCCCACCGGAAGCUAAUAUCAAAGACCCCAUACCAAUGAGUCCGAGAGUAGUAUGUACUUCAACUCGCCCACCAUUCUCCGCGGCCAGCGAUUCUUCUUCCCGCACUGUCUCUACACAAAGAAACGUCUCCAUGACGUCACAACGACCUCCAUCUAUGACAUCAUCACGUGCGUCAUUGAGCAGGCAGAUAAUGCCGUCGCCCACAUCAAAAGAACAGCCAAUGUUUGCUAGGGAUAUGUCUAAUUACCAAAGAGAGAUUACAAGCAGCCAGCGACGUCGCUUCUUCCACAGUAUGAGCGACACUGAUCAUUCUCCAUCCAAACAAGAGAUAGAGCAGCUUAAGUCCCUCAAUAGAACAAUCUCAGAUCCGUCUUGUUUCUCGCCUUCCAAAAAGAACAUGUUAACGGAGGAUAUUAUCCGUAUGGAACCCAAGUAUCUGAUUUCAGGAAAUCAGUAUGACGAUGAUGACAUGUCCCGCCCCUUCAGUGACGAAGACAGACAGUAUCCUUCGCCCCAGUUACACCCUGGUGACAGAGUACCGGGUACAUCCGGGUACCACGGUUCAGAAUCAGCGAGCAAGUACCAUCCUAGCGAUCGAGUACCCGGGGGAUCUGUGUACCACGGAACGGAUUCUGCAAGACGACAGCUGUUCUCGGAGGCCAGCGCUAAUCCACCUCAAUACAAACACCGAGUCACGAGAGAGUCAACUAGAGACAGAAUACCAGACGACAUAGCUGCCUACCUCAUUAAGACUAACUUCUGUACGCCCGAGGCCAUUCUUAGUUUCAAUGAAAAGGAGAAUCCAUGUCCGCAAGAGGCCCAAGACUACAGACGUACAAGGGAUUGGAUGAUGGCCAGACACGUGGCCGGAAGUUAUCGACCCCAGGAGGAGUAUAAUAUCCGGCCUGUGGAGGAAUAUGUCUCAAGACUACAGGUACCUCCGCAGCAAGUGGCCUAUCAGGCUCCUUCACCGCCACAACGGAAGCGCAAUCGAGGUGAGGUGGAUAUUCGUAUGGUGUGCGAAGACUUCCGACUAUCCGACCAAACCAAACAGUUUCAGGACAACUUCCGGUUUGCUGACGAGGCUUCCCAGAACUGUAAGUGUGCUAACGUUGAGAAAGAGAUUCUUGAAAUGGCUCACGACGCGUUCCGGAAAAUUCGCCGGAAAGAUGAUUCCAGUGAAGCGUUUGAGCAGUUUGGCAAGGAAGUCCAGGAAACUCGAGCUCGGAUAAGUCAGGCAUUUGACAUACUGAACGGUGUUAAAGCGAUAUGCAAACAUGAACGAACCAUUGUGGACAUGUUCAGUGGGAGUGUGAUAUUUAGGGUACGGUGCCCCACUGUAUUGGCACUUGACGACCUCUGGAACUCUUAUCAGUCUGGCGAAUUAACCUCAACUAUAAACAGACAUUUUAUAUCGGAUGGCCUCAGGGCGAAGUAUUCGGACAUGGAUAUAGGUCUGGUGGUGACCAUUACUGAGGAGCAGUAUCGGCGAGCUAGGAGAGAGUUAGAUACCAUACUGUCGCCUGGAAGAUUAGACAGUUCCCUAUCAAAGAGUGACACCGAAAUAGCAAGUAUCACAGGAGAUUCUGUCAAGGAGAACGUUGGCUGUGCUAAGGUACUGUCGUCUGCCUCCCGUCUCGGCAUUAUCCACAGUCGCUGUCAGUCUGCCCCAGUUACACAUUCACCAUCGCCAGCAUCUAGUCCUUCAUGGCUUCCCAAGUCCCCCAUGUCACCGCUAGGGGGCGACCGGAAGUUUACAUUUCCCGGCGAACCUUCAUCGCGACGUAUAUUUCAAGAACGAAACAAGGGAUCCUGUUCCCCGACCAUGAAGAAGUUAUUUGAUUUCGAAUUGAGUCUCUCCCCAAAGACUUCUCCAAAAAGGAAGACAUUCGCGGAAGGAUUUCCUCGAGAAAACGUCCACCCAGAAGUACAUUCACCAAAGCGGAAAAAUAAUGGAACAAGUUUCCCUUUCAAGGACAAGAGUAACGAUGUAGAAACGUGACAUUUGUAGUGCCCGGAUGUCAAGUCAUAUGUGCGUGUACUGUUUGAAAUAUAUGAUGAAAUAUAUCGGGGUUGGUAAUUUCUGAACUCUGUGUGUCAAUCAGGGUAUUAUUAGUUGUAGCAAUCUGAUCCGUUGUUUUCUACUGGCUAUUUUCGGGCUGAUUCUUGCACUUCAGUCAUAUUUGACAUAUCGGACUUUUUGGGUUGUUUUUUUUUAUAUUAUUUUUGUUGGCAGCAACAUACAUGUGCAUUCCUUGGCUAAUUGACAACGCUCAGAUACGUGUGAACAAUAAUUUGUUUUUUUACCGAGAAUGGCGUCAUACAGUGUAUAUUUUCUACUUCAAAUGUGUAGCUGGAGUGAUUGUGUUUAGUUUUUACCUGAGAUUCGGGUACAGGAACACAAUGUUACCUGUAUAUUAUCUUAAUUUUAACAUAACUUUGAAACAGAUGUGUUUGGGUUGAAAUGUCUAUGACAUUUAAGCUACAUGUGUUUUGGGUGAAAUGAUUAUGACGUCACGAUGCUCCAAUCAUGUAUAAAACUUAUUAUUUUGAAAAGUAAGUCUAAAAUAUCCUUCUACCUGCUCUUAAUCUUAAGAAAACUUUCCUGGAGGAUUUUGGAGUUUAAAAUUCAAUUUAGAGUUUUUACGUUCAUUAUAUACACAUGAUUAUUUGAGGUCAAUACAUCACUAAACUAGUUUUUCAUAUUUCAUUUUUUCAAUUUUAGAAAGUCAUCUGCUCGCUCAUCCUCUAUCGUAAUUGAUUAAGGGACGUGCCACUUACAUAUUGCUUUUGAAUACGGGGCCUACAUUAUUAAGAAACGUUUUUAAACUCUUGGAAACUAAACUAUUAACUGCAAUCGGUCUUUCAUUCAUUCUCGGCCGAUGUACUUUCAAGUAUGAUAUACUACAAAGAUUUUUUUUUCGGCUGGGGUAUAAUCAAUCAUAAAGCUCUUGAUUUUAUCGGGACCAAAUCAUGUUUUAUUUACCUUUUUAAGAUAUGAAAAUGAUUGAGCAAUCAGUAAUAUAUUUCUAUAUAAGAAGAAAAUACAGGUUUUGGAAAGUUAGCGUUAUGCAAUGUAGAGAAACAGCAGAUACACUUAUCACUGUCAGUGUAAAACCUAACCAGUGUAAAUUAACGUUGAAAUUUACUUUAAACAGUAUUUUAUUUAAUUCAUAGACUUGCAUCCAAAAAUACAAAAUAUCAGUUCAUGAUUCGCAAAAGGAUCUGGAAACAAGCUUAAAGCUUAAACCAGUGUAAUUUAACGUUGAAGUUUAGGGUUUGAUGUUAGUAACAAUAUUGUAAUAACUUCUUCAUAAGACUAAAUUAAUACAUUUAAAAUGUUCAAAUAAAAAUGUAAGUUACUUCAAUACUAGAUUUUAGAUUGGCCGAGAGGCAUUUACAGGAAGUUAUCAAACGGUCAUUAUCAUUGUGAAGAACGAAGUGUGUAAUAUAUUUAGUAUUAAUGCGACAUUUAUGAAAUAUCGUUAUAAAACACAGAGCAAGUUGUAUAUAUAAUUUAUUGAUAAUUUAAACCGAACGCAACCAACCUGCUACUUUUCAAUGAUUGUGUGGGGUUGUACACUGUACAUGCUAAAUAAGCACACACAUCCAAGAGAAGGUUCUAUAGACGGAAAAUUUGUUUUUAACACAUUACACUUUGCCGUCAAAGAUGUCUUACUCGAAAUUGUUUGUUUAGAGCUGAUCAUUAAUUCAAACUUAAGAUGAAAGCGUCCUUGUUUAAAUUACAAUUAUUGUAAGAUGAGAGAUAAGUAUGUUUUGUAAACCUGUAAUGACAUUUAAUGACAAUUUAAUGUUAAUUCUGACGACAAUUAUAAUCGGGAAACGUUCUCAAACGUCAGAUAUUGGCUAUAACUAUAAAAUGUUGUUAUUGAAGAUUGACACCAAAUAUCGUACUUUUUAUGAUAGAACAAAUUUGAGCAGUGGAAACCGUUUAACAAUACCCCAGUUCUGUAUGUACAGCUAAGCACCAACCCUUUAUAUAUGUACCCUGUCUUCGUUGGGUGAAUAUAUUAUUCCUAAUGCUGUUUUAGUAUACAAAUCACCCCACAAAACUAUUAUUAUGUUCUAAGACUAUCCAUUAUAUAUUAUGUUAUGAUUGACAGACAUUAUUCCGUGGUGUCGCCCACAGCCUCCAGAGAUAGCCGUCCUCGUCCCGUGUCCUGUAGCAUCAUCCGGGUCCUUUUCACGGGGCGCCCUUAGCUCUCGCCGUCCAACACACUAUCCGUCUUACUAAGGUAGUAAAUAACAAUAAUUUCUUACUUAUGUAGUAAAUAACAAUAAUGUCUUACUUAUGUAGUAAAUAACAAUAAUGUCUUACUUAGUUAUCAAAUAAACAAAAUGUCCUUGUUAUUAAAUAAACAUAAUGUCUUACUUAGUAAAUAAACAAAAUCUCCUUGUUGUUAAAUAAACAUAAUGUAUUUGUUAAUAAAUGAAAAUAUUUUCUUACUUAGUAAAUAUAAAUAAUGUCUUUGUUAUUAAAUAAACAAAUGUGAUUCGAGAGAUAUCUCAAGUACAAUACGUCCAUUAGAUUUAGUAAGAUUUAAAGCCGUGACUGAAUGACUAGUAUUUUGUACACAGUAACUACCAAUAUCGUAUUGUUAUACAAAUGAUUUCAAGCUAGAGUUAGCACCCCCAGAAUGUAUUAUAGACCGACACAGUGUGUAACUCUUAGACCCCAAAUCCAGGAGAUAGUACGUCCCCGUCCUAUUAAAGUGGACGAUUUCACCUAUUAUAAUGUCAAUGUAGAGUUUGUGUAGCAAUUAGUAGCACGUAAUGUUCAUCUCGACAAAUGAUUGGCAUCUAUCGCAGAUCUACAGUAACUAUGGCAACGGCGCGUGACGUAUCAUGUCACUGGAAGUCAUAGAUCUUAAGCAAUAAGUUACCAUUGUUUGAUGUAUUUUCAUUGUUUUCUAUCUUUUAUUUUUUAUUUAUUUUAUUAUUUUAUUUAUGUACCUACCCGACUUGUCUCAAUUUUACUGUAGAGCCAGUAGCCAUUUUCUCUGACGUCAUAUUUGAUAACUUCACCCAUACGAAUAUUUCCCUGGCAUCAUCAGACAUUUUAAACUUUCUCUGGGUGAUUGAUUCGAAAAGUAAUCAGUUAAUGAAAAUUAUUUUUCUUAUUAAGACCUAAAGAAUAAACUUACUCAUCUCCAUUUAUUUUACACUUGCCAAGAGACCACCUACAGUGUUCAAAAUAUCAUUAAUACGAGUACGUUUAUUUU
Molecule: messenger RNA, 6866 nt
Organism: Pecten maximus
Lineage: Eukaryota; Metazoa; Mollusca; Bivalvia; Pectinida; Pectinidae
Exons: 10
Coding region: 185-3625 (1146 amino acids)
Source: RefSeq, a predicted model, not a curated record